AUGAAUAUUUGGAGCAUCAUUUUUGUGGCUGUCUUUGCCAUCUUCGUGGUAGCAGCCCCGACGCCUGAUGAGAUGACGUUCCUUGAGCCUCCGUGGCCCCCAUUUUCGGAUAAACUGGGACCUGAGGAUCCGGAACCGCCCGAGUUUUGGGAUAAACGGGGACCUAAGAAUUCGGAACCGCCCGACGAAUAUGAUAAAUUGCAAGAGAACAACUUGGGUGAAAGGGAAUGGCCGUGCCCGUAA
Penicillium odoratum is the source of this 243-nucleotide messenger RNA. RefSeq lists its product as uncharacterized. NCBI's taxonomy places the organism in Eukaryota, Fungi, Ascomycota, Eurotiomycetes, Eurotiales, Aspergillaceae. Bases 1 to 243 code for a protein of 80 amino acids. The record is from RefSeq and is a predicted model, not a curated record. The transcript has 5 exons.